AAUUUGUCUCUUCCUGUGCUGCAUCUCUGCUUUCUGAGAGACGCGUUUAAAUACGGGCUGGAGACGCAGCCCUUCCAGUGUGCUCUGCUAGGCUGUGACAGCAGGAACGGAGCUUCUUGAGAGGCUCUCUUCUUUCUUCAUUUCGCACUAAUUCCUCUCCAAAAAGGAACUUCUCGGGGAGAAGGCUCUGAGACUGCAUGUCCCAACAGUACCAGCUGCAGGAGGUGAAGGGAGACGCGGUUUGCUUUGUACCUGGCUCUCCUCUCUUCUCCGUCCUCAUGGAGCCGGCUUCUUUCUGCUACCCCCGGCUCACCUUCCUCCGCUCGCCCUAUGGCCAGUUUGGGGCGAGCGCUGACUCCUCGCAGGACUUGGCCCCGUGGCCGCAGCGCCUGGUGACGCAGAGAUGGACCGGGGCAGUGGACGAGUCUCCCCCAGCAGCAAUGUCAAGAAAUGGAUACUUCUUUGAAGAGAGUGGGUACCUCAAGUGCGACACGGAUGAUGGCUGCGAGGCCAAGGAGGAGGCAGGGGGAGAGGAGCUCUUUGAUGCUGUGAACUCCUCCAUCGUUUCGGGGGACAGCAUCAGGUUCUUCGUCAACGUCAACCUGGAGGUGCCGCCUAAUGCCACUGCUGAAAAUGAAAGUGCUGGCUGCGUGUUACUACACACAUCAAGGAAGUACCUGAAGUUAAAGAAUUUCGAGGAGGAAGUCAGAGCCCACAGAGACCUGGAUGGGUUCUUGGCCAGAGCCAGCAUCAUCCUUGAUGAAACAGCCACCUCCUUGGACGAUGUUCUUAGAGAGAUGCUGAAACAUUUUGCCGAAGAUCCUGAGAACACAGAGCCAAGCUGCAACUUUGAAAAAAUCAUGAGCACUUUAUUCACAGAUUCAGGGACCCCGCGAGAAGGGAAUGGCACCCAUGACGUUUCAGAGCCAACAGGAAUGAAUAUACAAACAUGUACAUCGCAUCUCAAAUUUCACCUCUUAUCAGAUACAAUUCAAGGGGUGACAGCAACAGUCACGGGGGUGCAGUAUCAGCAGUCCUGGCUCUGUAUCAUUUGCACUAUAAAGUCCCUUCAGCGACGUCAUGUUUGCAUCAGCCGCCUCGAGAGGCCUCAGAACUGGGGUGAAAACUCUUGUGAAGUGAGAUUUGUGAUACUAGUCCUGGCUCCUCCUAAAAUGAAAAGCACCAAAACUGCCACGGAAGUGGGCCGGACCUUUGCCACAAUGUUUUCAGACAUAACCUUUCGCCAGAAACUCCUAGAAACCAAAACUGAAGAGGAGUUCAAGGAAGCCUUAGUCCACCAGCGCCACUUGUUGACAGUGGUGAAUCAGAGACCCUCGGCAAUGAAUGAUGGGCACAAGUCACACAGUCCUAAGCCCCUCAAGUUGCACGAGUUUCUCAAUGUUGGCAAGGGGAUUUCUGAUGACAUUGCACGAAGAUUUCCAGUGUACGCUUUGGACUUCACUGAUGGUAUUAUUGGAAACAACAAGGCUAUAGGAAAAUACAUCACAACUAUGAUCUUUCUGUAUUUUGCCUGCCUCCUUCCAUCUAUUGCAUUUGGGUCCCUCAACGACGAAAACACCCGAGGAGCUAUUGAUGUGCAGAAGACAAUCGUUGGCCAGUGUAUUGGAGGGCUGCUUUAUGCACUCUUUUCGGGGCAACCUCUAGUUGUACUCCUAACUACGGCUCCUUUAGCACUCUACAUUAAUGUCAUCCGAGGAAUCUGUGAUGACUACAACUUGGAUUUCAGUGCGUUCUAUGCCUGGAUUGGACUGUGGAACAGCUUUUUCCUCGUGAUGUACUCCCUCUUUAAUUUCAGUCUUCUGAUGAAGCUCUUUAAAAGGUCAACAGAAGAAAUAAUUGCACUUUUUAUAUCCAUCACGUUUGUGCUUGAUGCCUUCAAAGGCAUUAUUAAAGUUUUUAAGAAAUAUUACUACCAUGGGCGCACAGGAGACAGUUACUUGGAAAAAGCACGAACUGAUGCUAUUCCAAGCCUCGGCAUCAAUACCACCUUCUUGAUGAAUUCAUCAGUGAGCAGAUCCAUGUCCCUAGAGAAUCAAACAGGCACGCAUGAUGUGCAUUAUGGACGUGAAACUGCCGUCCUUAGUCUCAUGUUGAUGUUGGGUACCCUUUGGCUUGGUCAUACGCUCUAUCAGUUUAAGAAAAGCCCAUAUUUGCAUGCGAGAGUCCGUGAAAUUCUGUCCGACUGUGCCUUACCGAUUUCAGUUCUGACUUUUUCUGUUGUGGGUUCCUAUAUCUUCAAGGAAAUUGAAAUGUCUAAAUUUAACUACAACCCAUCUGAGAGCUUGUUUGUGCUGGCCCCAGUCCAGUCCCUCUCCAUUGGGUCGGUGAUGAGUGCCAUGGGGCUGGGGUUCCUCCUCUCAAUGCUCUUCUUCAUAGAGCAGAACAUCGUGGCAUCGCUCACAAAUGCCCCAGAGAACAGGUUGGUGAAGGGAACAGCCUACCACUGGGACCUCCUGCUUGUUGCGCUGAUCAACACAGGGUUGUCUGUCUUUGGCCUCCCCUGGAUCCAUGCUGCCUUCCCUCACUCCCCGAUGCAUGUCCGUGCUCUGGCCUACGUAGAGGAGAGGGUUGAAAAUGGACACAUCUAUGAGACGAUUGUGAGUGUGAAGGAGACCCGGCUGACAAGUCUAGUGGCCAACUUCUUGGUUGGCCUCUCGCUCCUGCUCCUACCUUUUCCUCUCCAAUGGAUCCCGAAACCAGUCCUCUAUGGCCUCUUCCUCUACAUCGCGUUGACUUCCAUUGAUGGGAACCAGCUCUUUGAGAGGGUGGCUCUCCUGCUGAAAGAACAGACUGCUUAUCCUCCGACACAUUACAUCCGCAGAGUGCCCCAGAGGAAGAUCCACUAUUUCACAGGCUUGCAGGUCCUGCAGCUCCUUAUUCUCUGUGGUUUUGGCAUGUCACCAUUGCCCUACAUGAAGAUGAUCUUCCCACUCAUCAUGAUAGGAAUGAUCCCAAUCAGGUAUAACCUGCUUCCUAGAAUCAUCGAAGCCAAGUACUUGGAUGCUAUGGAUGCAGAGCAUUAAACGAGGUCUGCCACACGGAGCAACGAGGAUGGCUCUUUUGGAAGGAUGGGGCAGCUUUGCCGAGGCAUAGAACAAUCUAUCUGCAGUUCUUUCUUUCACCACUUUCUUUCUGCUCUAAUAUGGUAUUGGUAAUGCACCUUUCAAAGACCAAUUGAGCAUUGAAGCGUCAGACCAAAACAGCCUUGGACUUGAGAGGCUAACGCUCUUUAGAGCUGUGAGGCAAGCAAGCUCUAUGGAAAUGCUACUUUCCACGUCCCAGAACUGGAAUCCCCAAAGAUCAGCGUGCCCAUACAGUUGGGGCAUGCAUUCAGAGCUGUCAUGUGUUCCCUUGUCUGAGGGGUGGGGCAAGAAAUCCCUUUUUUAUGCACCACGUCCCUUUUUUUCCAAAACACUCUAAGGACAGCAACUGACCUUUCUCCUACGGAAUGACAGUCCUGUUCUGGCCUUUGAAUUCUAUUUCCCGUGAAUCCAGUAUUCCUGAAUUAGUAUUCCAGGUGGGAUGGCCUCAUGGUAAGCCACUGUCAGGAGAGACAUCUGGCUGUCUCUUCAGACUGACUAGCAGAAGGGUUAGAAGCAGAUUUAAUUCGUACUGAUACAAUCCACAGCUUUGGAUGAAUAUUUCAUUCCUACAGAUGAGCUGGAAAUGUUCAGAGGUUGGGCUCGCACGGUGAUGUUGGUGAAACUGCAUCUGGGUCUAAGCUAUUUGGGAAUUAUUUUUGGUUCUUUCUGCCAUUGCCACUCGGUAAAUACAGACGUGUAGUUUUGCACAACUGCAAUGUUCUCACAUGUACCCGGAGUCAAAUGCUGAAACUCGUCGAAGGGCAGUUGUGUUAAUGAUUGCAUAUACAUAUGUACAGUAGUGCCUAUGUGUACAUAUAUACAUAUGGAUUUGUGUAUAUAUUUUGCAUAGAUAUACAAAUAGGCCUGAUUCUUUCAAAAUAACAAGUGUUUUGUGCAAUCAGUGUUACCCGUGAUGUCUUGACCAUAUACUUGUUCUCUGCUUCAGUGCUGCUUUUUCUUGUUGGAGAUACGGUCACUUUUAAUUUUUUUUUCCUUCUAAAGCUGCUCAUUUACCGUUUUUGUUCAUGUGUUGCUUUAUCCAAGGUGUUCCUUUGCUUUCUUCUUCCCAUGGCUUGAGACCUUCAUUCUGUCUUGAUGCUCUGACGUGUGAAUUUUGCAUUUAAUUUUAAUGUACAGCAUGCAAUGAAAAUUUUCCUCUUUUGCCUAAUCAAUAUUUGUUGGUCAUUUCAUUAUUUCUGUUCUGUAGCUGAUCUCCAUUUUCCCCCCACUCCUAGUCAUUAUAUUAUAUUUCUGGAUGAAGUUAACUUCUGUCUUUUAUAGUUCAGUUUAUUUAAUUUUGCUUGUACUAUGGUCAGUUUUCUUAUUUGAAGUACUGUGAAACCAGCUGCCCUUUAGUUCAGUGCUUGCCCAUUGCUGCACGUUGCAGAUCACAGGUAAAGUGUUAAGGAAAAUGUGGAGCUCUGAAGAUAACGAACUUUAAAAAAACAGCAAAAACGCGAGAAGGGGAACAAAAUGAAAUGUGCAUAUACUGCAGAUUAGCACAGAGAAAUUUCUUACCAAUUGCUUGCUCAGUCAAUGGUGCAGGGUUUUAUCAGCGUGUUCCCUACAGAUUGGAUGCUUCUCUGUGUGAGGAAGGCCAGCUUUGUGAUGAGGGAAAAAGGAUUUGGGGAAAAUGUUUGUAUGCUGAAACAGUCAGACUCAAGCCUCUGAAGAUUUGGUGUUUUUGCACUAAACAUCAGAUGGUAUUGCUUCGUAAUGUAGUUGCCUACAGUUUUAAAACACGUUUGAAAAAGUUUUCACUUUCUUAUGGAAACUCUUCAUCCUUGUAUUAUACUUAAUGGAAGAGAGCAGAAAAUGUUCCUGAGAAUGUGCCCUGGUGGGCAUGGCCAGUAAGUCCUACAGCUAUCCCAGGGGAAAGCCCCCAGCUUUCUUAGCAAGCAAAGCAGCAGCAUGACCUUCAGGUCACACCAGCCAGUUCUUACGGGAAUGCUGAGAAGGCUCUGAAUCAUGACUGGCUAUUACCAAGGUCUGCAUGUAGAAACAGGACGAGCAGGCAGCAAACAGGAUUUUGGGGCAGUGUGAAGGCGGAGGUGGUAAAAGCAUAAAGCAUGUCUGAUCUCCAGUCAACAGAAAAAGAGCAGGUGACAGCAAACAACAGCUCAGUACGUGUUGUAAGACAGCGAUUGUACACGCCUGAUGGUGCUUAAAUCAUGUGCUUUUCCCAUGGAUGUCAGAUUGACCAUAACUAGAAUGAGUAGUGUCAUCUUAUGGUAAAGCUAUUAAAUGCAGGUGUCCAGCGGAUGCAUUUGUGGUGUCUCAGCUCUUGGCUGUGAGAAGUCACCCUUUGGGGUGGCUUGAACCACAUUGUGGAUGCUGUAGCUGGAGGAAAGAGGAUGUGCCUGAUGGAGAGUGGCUCUGGUCCUCUUCGAGGAAGAGCAGAGGCCCUGGGUGAAAUUCCCUCCAGAACAGAGCGCGUUGAGAUGAACUGCACGUGGGUCUUGUCAGAGAAAGAAAUAAUUGUCAGAAACAGUUCUCAGAUGUGCCCUCUGUCCCCCAACUCGCCCAAAAAGGUCCCCUGUUUAAAACCACUUGGAAACAUCAAUUUCAGGUAGUGUCAAAUGUUGUUAAAUGAGAUGGCUCAAAACCGAGCUAACUGCGGGGUGUCAGGUAGCAAUUACAGUUCUUGGGGUGGGUGUCUUGUUCCUUGCUGUUGCUUUACCACUACGACUUCAGUGUUUGUAUUUUCUCAGUGGCGUCAAUAAGAAUCUGUUUUGCAGAGUUUUCUUUCUACGGAAGUCACGGGCCAAAGAACCAAAUGAUGGGGAAGCAGCACGACUCCCGAAGCGAAGCUGUGCUGGCUUAAACUGCUUGCACAUUUUGGACCCGUGUCUAGAUAAAUGGGUAGGAGGGGGAUGAGGCUCAAGGCCUUUUGGCUGUUAAGGGGUCGUGAUGAUCCCACGGAGGAUUUUUUUUUCGUACCUUUUCUCUUGUUUGCUUCUGGUUUUGCUGACAAAAGUGCAGGCGCUUCCAGGAAGUGGGCUAACUAGGGAAGGAGAGGUGGUUCAGAGUUGAUUGAGCACUUUAAUACUUCUGUGAAGGUUAAGACAAUUAGAAUGUACAAAGUUUUAUUAUAAGCUCUUUAUAUACGCACAAUGCUAUGUAUAACUGUUGCCAAAGAAAUGGGUUUGAAGGAUGUCGAUAGCUUUUUGACAGUCCACAACGUUCACCUGGAGCCACGAGGUGGUGGUGGAGCACUUCUGAGAUGGGUGGGUUUGGGAAGUUACCUUUUGACAGUUGCCAAAACGAUCAGAAAUGGGGAAUAGAAUAAAUUUCUGCUCUCAAACCUGUAGGUUUUGAUCCUUGCACUGAAUGUAGGAGCUAGAAAUUAGCUUGACAAUUAAAAUUGGAUUUAUACCUGAAGAGGUCUGUUGGUCUGAGACUUAUUUUGUUGCCUUCAAAGAUGCUGACAUGCUAAUGUAUGGAAAUAGAUGUUUCUUCAUGUAAAUUGAGGGAAGUUGGUGAAACCUGGACUGCUGAACAGGCGAUACAGUGCUUUCUGGAUUGCUUAGAAAGCAGAUCUGACAACUUCACUACCAACAGCCUCCCAGAUUCUCUGGCAUCGACAUUUGAAGCUACUAAUAAAUGUCAAACUCGAGUUGGAUGAUGUGUGUCAGUGCAUCACUGCAAAAGGAUAGGGAUGGGGUAAAAUCCACCUGGUUUGCUUCAGAGCUGCUGUCUGGUGAAACGUUUCAAGAGGAAUCCAACGACUGUGGGACGUGGCAUAUGCUUCCUGAUGACCUGCAUGAACUGGGAUGUUCUGAAAAAUACUUGGUAGAUGGUCACGUACCUGUAUGCUGUAGAUCAUACAGUUAUUCCUGAAAGUACCCCCCCAUUUCCAGCUGUACCAAAAGACUGAAACAUUGUAAAAUUUUGCAUAGUGUAUUUCUCUGCUUUAGAAGAUGCUGCUGGACUGUGUUCUCCGGGCACUUUUUGGAGGAAAAACAGAAGGAAACAUGAAGGUGGUUGAAGUUGGGUAUACCUGGAGAACACUUAUGGGGGUUAUGGGGUCCUCAGCAACAUAAAAGGGACCUGAAGCAUGUGCCAUGUCACAAAAAGCUCCUGCUCUUUUCCAGCCUGUGUCCCACUAAGCAUGCAUCUUUUACCCAAUCUGUUGGCACGUGUUCACGUUAUUCCUUGAUCAAGCUUUUUUCUUGUUCA
This is a messenger RNA of Oxyura jamaicensis (ruddy duck), 7283 nucleotides long. It is a transcript of the gene SLC4A11, whose product is annotated as solute carrier family 4 member 11. Gene Ontology annotation, molecular function: solute:inorganic anion antiporter activity. The transcript is spliced from 22 exons. Lineage: Eukaryota; Metazoa; Chordata; Aves; Anseriformes; Anatidae. The record is from RefSeq and is a predicted model, not a curated record. Gene Ontology annotation, biological process: monoatomic anion transport; transmembrane transport; monoatomic ion homeostasis. Gene Ontology annotation, cellular component: basolateral plasma membrane; plasma membrane. The coding region runs from base 198 to 3044 and encodes 948 amino acids.